Molecule: messenger RNA, 651 nt
Organism: Entrophospora sp. SA101
Lineage: Eukaryota; Fungi; Glomeromycota; Glomeromycetes; Entrophosporales; Entrophosporaceae
Source: the annotation of a GenBank genome assembly
AUGCCUGAUGGUGAAGAUUUGUUGAAAGUUGGUAAAUUUAAUUUUGUUGAUUUAGCAGGAUCAGAAUGUAUUGCUCGUACAGGUGCUGAAAACAAACAUGCAAAAGAAGCUGGAGUAAUUAACAAAAGCUUGUUAACACUUGGUCGAUGUAUUAAUAAUCUUAAUGGACAUUCUCUACAUAUUCCCUAUAGGUACAAAAGUAAAUUGACAAGGUUAUUACAAGACUCACUUGGAGGUAGAACCAAAACUUGUAUUAUUGCAACCAUAUCUCCAGUAAGAUUGAGUCUUGAGGAAACCAUAUCAACAUUGGAUUAUGCAACUCGUGCUAAAAAUAUUCGUAAUAAGCCAGUUGCUAAUCAGCGUGUGACUAAAAAGGCAUUGAUUCAAGAAUAUAUAUACCAAAUUGAACGUCUUAAAGCAGAUUUAUUAGCUGCACAUGGACAACAUGAUACAAUUGAAAAAGAAAAUGCCGAACUAUCCUCAAAAUUAGAUAAUCAAUUGAAAAUUAGCAAUCAAUAUUGUCAAGCUCUUCAAGAACUUCAGCAUAAAAUGGUGUCAGUUAAGUCAGAAUUUAAAUAUAAAUUGCUUCAAUUAUUUGAUGAUCAAUUGAACCCUAUUACCGAUUGUUUUGAAGAUAAGAAAGAUUUUUAA